Messenger RNA from Lodderomyces margitis, 2085 nucleotides. It is a transcript of the gene TPO4, whose product is annotated as Tpo4p. Gene Ontology annotation, molecular function: spermine transmembrane transporter activity; spermidine transmembrane transporter activity. The transcript has a single exon. Lineage: Eukaryota; Fungi; Ascomycota; Pichiomycetes; Serinales; Debaryomycetaceae. The record is from RefSeq and is a predicted model, not a curated record. Gene Ontology annotation, biological process: spermine transport; spermidine transport; transmembrane transport. The coding region runs from base 1 to 2085 and encodes 694 amino acids.
AUGGGAGUAUUUGGUACAUCUAAAAAGGAAGAGGACGAACUUAGGGAGGCAGCUUUGUCUUCCCAGCAGCAAAGAGUCUCGUCGGAAAAUUUUGAUAGAAGAGCUAGUGCCACGUCGAAUAACUUAUCACAUUAUGAAACAGCAUCGGAAUAUUCAGUGUCUGCAAAGGAUAACACUGCUGAAGAUCAUGAAAACCAAUACCCAUCGCCAAAGGGUAUCCAAACCCAAAAUUUUGCCCAGUCAGAGAAAACUAAUGAACCCACUGAGCAAUUGAAUGGGUUGGCUGGAAGUGCUGACAGCAACGCAAAAACCAUAGAUGUUAAUAGGACGCCCCACAAUCCUGAUGUACCACUGAAUAAUCUGUACUUGUCAAGCGAAACUGCUUCAGCAAACGAUUUCCAACCUGUCGGUAUAGAACAAGAAAAGGAGCCCCGUGAAGAUGAAAAUGCUUUAAACAGACAGUACACAUUGGAACGAAUAAAAUCGGGUAAGUCAAUUGAGGAAGCCGCCUCAGAGCAAUUGAGACACGAAGCCAGUGACCGUGUUUACGGUGUGAAUGAACUAGACUGGGAUGGUCCAGAUGAUAAGGAUAAUCCACAGAAGUGGCCAAAGAUCAAGAAAUGGUGGGUUACUUGGACAGCUGCGGUAAUGUGUCUAGUUUGCUCGUUGGGAUCGUCUAUGUACACAGCUAGUAUACCUGAAUUGAUGGCCCAGUUUGGUGCUUCGCAGGAAUUGUGCCUUUCUGGUUUAACGUUUUAUUUGAUCGGUUUAGCAAUUGGUCCUUCGAUUGCUGCUCCUUUGUCGGAAACAUACGGAAGAAAACCUCUUUACGUAAUUUCUUGGCCCAUUGCAAUGUUGUUCACCAUGGGUGUUGGUUUGUCGCCCAAUAUUAGAACCUUAUUGGUUCUCCGAUUCUUUUGCGGAUUUUUUUCAAGUCCAGCUUUAUCUAUUGCCGGUGGGACUAUUAGUGAUAUUUGGUCAGAUGAACCAUCUGAGCAAUCAUUUGCUGUUGCCAUUUUCUGUUUGUGCCCAUUCUUGGGCCCUGUUAUGGGUCCAAUUAUUGGUGGGUUUUCGGCCGAAUACAAGAACUGGAAAUGGUCUGCUGCUUGGGUGUUGUUGAUGUUUUUUGGCGCAGCUUGGCCGUCUGCUAUUUUGUGCCCCGAAACAUUUAAAAAGACCAUAUUGGUUCGUAGAGCUAAGAAGAGAGGAAUCAAAGUUGAGACACCAACGGUGAAUUGGAUGUACAUCAAGAAGAUGAUCAAAUUCAGCUUGGGAAUGCCUAUCUUGUUGUUGGUUAGAGAGCCAAUUGUCUUUUUCAUGUCCUUGUAUAUCGCGUUUGUUUUUGCAGUUUUGUUUGCAUUUUUUGAAGCCUUCCCGGUUAUUUUCAGGGGUAAGUAUCACAUGGAAUUGGGUAUUUCAGGCUUGCCAUUUAUUUCCGUUGGGAUUGGUCUUGUAUUAGGGGUAGUGUUUUAUGUUAUAUUGGAUAAGACAAUCUACUUCCCUAAGAACCCCGAUGGAACCAGAGGAAAGAGGGAUGAAAAUGGUAAUAUAAUUUGGGACGCACCUGAGAAGCGGUUAUUGGUGGCAAAGAUUGGUGCAUUUUGUCUUCCUGCCUCUCUCUUUUGGUUGGGUUGGACUGGUAGAACUGGAGAUAUCCAUUGGCUCGCUCCAACAGCCAGUGCCAUUCCUUUCGGUUUCGGAUUGAUUUUGGUUUUCUUUGCUGUGGUUUUGUAUUUUUCCAUGUCUUUCCCACCAAUCAUUGUUGCAUCUUGUAUUGCCGCUAAUAACUUGUUGCGUUAUAUUUUGGCAUCGGUUUUUCCCCUUUUCACUGUGCAAUGUUUCGAGAAUUUGGGAAUUGGUUGGGCAGCUUCCUUGUUUGGUUUUAUUGCGUUGAUUAUGGUGCCAGUGCCAUUUGUUUUCUCAUAUUUUGGACCUAGAUUUAGAGCAAGAAGUAAGUUUGGAUAUGCAGCAUAUUUCAAGAAAUUGGCUGAAGAGAAGGCUGCUAGAGAAAAGGCUCAUAAGGAAGCCGGUGUGGCCAACGAACCGGCUCCUAACACCGAAAAGAAUGUAGCCGAUCAAGUGUAA